AUCCACAGAUUUGAUAUAAAUACCCCCAUUGUUCUUAUCUGUGAUCUGCAUUGCUCCUUUCCAAAUCUCAUCGAAGAUAUUUUUCUUUCUCUCCAAGUCGAGUUUUUUCAUCGGAAAUGGGCCGGAAAUUUUUCGUCGGCGGUAACUGGAAAUGCAAUGGAACUACUGAGAAUGUGAAGAAGAUUGUGUCAACACUUAAUGCCGGUGAAUUGCCAUCUACCGACAUUGUUGAGGUGGUGGUGAGCCCUCCUUUUGUGUUUCUUACCACUGUUAAAAGUGAAUUGAGGCCCGAAAUCCAAGUUGCAGCCCAAAAUUGCUGGGUUAAGAAAGGUGGUGCUUUCACGGGUGAGGUUAGUGCUGAGAUGCUCGCCAAUUUGGGCGUCCCAUGGGUCAUCCUAGGUCAUUCUGAAAGGAGAGCCCUACUGAAUGAAUCAAACGAGUUUGUUGGAGACAAAGUUGCAUAUGCUCUUUCUCAAGGUCUAAAGGUGAUUGCAUGUGUUGGAGAAACUCUUGAGCAGCGAGAAGCUGGAACCACCAUGAAAGUUGUUGCUGAACAAACCAAGGCAAUUGCUGACAAAAUCUCAAGCUGGGAUAAUGUGGUUUUGGCUUAUGAGCCAGUCUGGGCUAUUGGAACCGGAAAGGUUGCAAGUCCGGCCCAGGCUCAAGAAGUGCAUGCAGGACUAAGGAAAUGGUUCGAGGAAAACAUCAGUGCUGAAGUUGCUGCUACAACCAGGAUUAUCUAUGGAGGAUCUGUGAGUGGUUCCAAUUGCAAGGAAUUGGCAGGGCAAACAGAUGUUGAUGGUUUCUUGGUUGGCGGGGCUUCUCUCAAGCCGGAAUUCAUUGACAUCAUCAAGGCUGCUGAAGUGAAGUGAAUGUAUCAUUUGCGAAGAAUAACGGCAUUGUCAAAAUUCUAGUUUUUGAAAUAAGCAUAUGAUCAAAACUGCUGUUUUUCGGUCAGUAACAUUGUUUUGGGUUCUGAGCGUUUUGUUUUGUAGACUGAUUGGUUACAAAUUGCGGGUAUCAGCUUCUUUUUUUGUUCUUACUAAUUAAUAGUAAUUGUGGAUAUACCCACUUUGUUGAGAAA
Molecule: messenger RNA, 1084 nt
Organism: Helianthus annuus (common sunflower)
Lineage: Eukaryota; Viridiplantae; Streptophyta; Magnoliopsida; Asterales; Asteraceae
Product: triosephosphate isomerase, cytosolic
Exons: 9
Coding region: 117-872 (251 amino acids)
Biological process (GO): glycolytic process; glycerol catabolic process; glyceraldehyde-3-phosphate biosynthetic process
Cellular component (GO): cytosol
Molecular function (GO): triose-phosphate isomerase activity
Source: RefSeq, a predicted model, not a curated record